This is a messenger RNA of Anas platyrhynchos (mallard), 2280 nucleotides long. Its product is annotated as hexosaminidase D. Lineage: Eukaryota; Metazoa; Chordata; Aves; Anseriformes; Anatidae. The record is from RefSeq and is a predicted model, not a curated record. Gene Ontology annotation, biological process: carbohydrate metabolic process. Gene Ontology annotation, molecular function: hexosaminidase activity.
GGCACCGGGGGGCAGCGGGGACACGGGGGGGCGCGGGGACACCCGGGGGGGGCAGCGGGCACCGGGCAGCUCCCGGUGGGUGGCGGCGCUCGGUGCAGCCGGGCUCUUUAAGAGCGGCGUUGGGGCGGGCUCGUGCCCGCGCCCGGUGCCGGGGAGGGUGGGCGGGGGGUGCGGGGGCUUCAGCGGAGCACCGGGACCGGCACCGGCACCGGGCCCCCCCCGCCGCGCCGUGCCCGCGGCUCCCGGCUGUGUCAGGUGCCAUGGCCACCCCGUGAUGCCACCUGGCAGGGCUGUCCUGUGACCAGCCCCCAUCCCACCGCCCUCGGAGGUGACACCGGAGCACCCGAGGGGGGUGCACUUGGGGGCACAGGCAGGUCCCAGCACCAGCCCCGGGGCACAUGAGCCAUGGCCUGCCAGCGGAGCACCAAGCUGAACCUGCUGCGCCUCGCCGUGCUGCUCAUCGUGGCUUUGGCCGGCAUCAAGUUCCUCCUCCGCGACAGCUUGACCCUGGAGCUGCACAGGCACAUCCCCAAGGACAGCGGCUUCUGGGGGGACACGGGUGACACCAGCCAGGGCGCCGGCCCCCGGAGCCAGGCUCUGGAGCUCCCCGUGGCAAAGAUAACGGCCCCGAGGCAGGGCCCUGGGCAGCAGGGCCCCAAGGACAGCAGUGGCACCGAGAUGAGGCUGGUGCACCUCGACCUCAAGGGAGCUGCGCCCAAGGUCUCCUACCUGGAGCAGCUCUUCCCACUCCUGUCCCGGCUGGGUGCCAACGGGGUCCUGAUCGAGUAUGAGGACAUGUUCCCCUUCAAGGGCGAGCUAGAAGUCCUCAGGUCUCCGUAUGCUUACAGCGAGGAGGACAUCGACUGGAUCCAGCAGCUGGCGGAGCUCCACAAGCUGGAGGUGGUGCCCCUGGUGCAGACCUUUGGGCACGUGGAGUUCAUCCUCAAGCACGAGAAGUACCAGCACCUGCGGGAGGUCGAGCGCUUCCCCAACAGCUUCAACCCCCACGUCCCGGACACGCUGGCGCUGCUCAAGAGCCUCCUGUCGCAGGUGAUGGAGAAGCACAGGCGCUCCUCCUGGAUCCACAUCGGGGCGGACGAGGUCUUCCACCUCGGGGAGGGGAUGGACUCCAAGAGCUGGAUGAGCCACAACAGAGGGGACGUGGGCACCAUGUACCUGAAGCACAUCAAGCAGGUGCUGGGCUUCAUCGCCGCGCGGUACCAGGGGCUGCGGGCGCUCAUGUGGGACGACAUGCUGAGGAAGAUCAGCACGGGAGCCCUGCGGGAGUCUGGGAUAGCAAAGCAGGUCUCGCCUGUGGUGUGGUUCUACGCGCCCGACUUCGAGGUCGAGCAGAUUGGGCAGUUCCUGACCAAAUACGCAGAGAGCGGCUUCGAGGCCGUGUGGUUCGCCAGCGCCUUCAAGGGCACCACGGGCCCGGCGCAAACCUGGCCCCCGCUGAACCACCACGUGAGGAACCAGCUCAGCUGGCUGCGGGUGAUGCAGGCCAUGCCGCGCUUCGCCCCGCUGCGCUUCCAGGGCAUCGUCCUCACCGGCUGGCAGAGGUACGACCACUACUCGGUGCUCUGCGAGCUGCUGCCCGUCGGCAUCCCCUCCCUGGCUGCGUGCCUGCAAACCCUGGUGCACGGGGGCUUCAUGGAGGAGACGCGGAGGAAGGUCCUGGACGUGCUGGGCUUCCAGAGCCUGCAGCUGGAGCAGGGCACGUGUGAGGGAAGGGGAGCGUUCCCCGGCGUAGAAAUCUAUCACAUGGUGGAGCAGGUAAACGGCCACCUGAAGGAGAGCGUCCAGAAAGCCCUGGAGGAAGAGAGUGGCAUCAAGGGCUGGUUCAGCCCCUACCAUCGGAAGCACCAGUUUGGGAACCCCCGCAACAUGGAGAGCUUCGGCAGCAAGCUGCUCAAGCUCCACGAGGACUGGGAGAGCCUGGUCCGUGAGCUGCGUGCCCAGCUGGAGAGCAUCUACUUCCCCGACACGGUGGAGGAGUGGAUGGAGGAGAACGUCAACCCCUACCUGGACCAGCUGCGGGACCUGGUCCGGGACUACCGGGCCAUCAUCCGCCUCAACGCCCGCCCCAAGGCAUCCUAGGGGCUGUGCCCCCCCCCUCCCCGGCUCCAGCUGCCCCCCGGGACUGGGCUGCAGGAGCCCCGGUUGGGGGGUUUGGUUUGCUGGCUGCACCCCCCUCCUGCUCGAGGCAUGGCUGCUGGUUGUUUCCUACUGCACAGAGAGCUCCUGCGCGCCCCCCUCCCACAAUAAAGUAUUUUUGUA